GUUUAUUUAUAGAUAGUUUAUUUUUAGUGAAACCACAUUUGGAAUGUCAAUAAUUUUCUAAAAUGUGAUAUAGAAAUGUAGAUCUAAAAUAAAUCAUAAUGUGUAUGAUAUAUAAAAGCAUGUGCACAAUUACAUGAUCAGUUUCCUUUAUUCAUCUGAAGAUAUUAUGAAUAAAAUGUUGGAUAUGGAGGCCCCACAUAGGAUUCUUGAUUGGGGUACAAAGGAUCAUUUGCGAGACUUGCAACAGCAGAUUGAUCAAAUGCAUUUUAGUUAUUUAGAAACUGAUGAUUGUCCACAAAAAAUUGAACAACGACAGAAACUUGAGGGUUUUAUAAGAGAAUUCUUGUGCAUUGUACCACACUCAAGGAAGUUUGUAUUAAGAGAAACUUUGCAAGUUCUUCAUAAGUCUGCUGGAUUACAAAACUUUAGUGGUUAUCGUGCUGCGCUUGCCUGGAAUGCAAUCGCUCGAUAUGCAGCUAAUUUACUUACACAACCAUGGAGAAAGGAAUAUAAAGAAAUUAAGUUGUAUUGUGGGUUUUAUAAACAUGAAAUUGAGGAAAAUCUUGUUGGUGCUGAAAUUAUAUUUGAAGCAAUGGGUUAUAAACGUGUGGAUGGAAGCACUCUUUUACUUGAAGGGCCCAUUUGCCCAGAUCAAGUUGCCCAUGUUAGUCGAGAUUCUUUAGUGGCAUUUGUAGAGUGUGAGAUCUUAAAAAAUAUUUGGGAAACAGUAUCUGCAGUAUGUAAUAUUAAAUGGUUAGAAGCAUUACAAUUUAGGGAAGUGCAUAUUGGAGGUCCGGAACAGGCUAGUAAAGCCUUGUUGUACAGGCAUAAUGAAAACAACUAUCAACAAUGUAAACCAGAAAAUAAUUGUAAUUCUUAUGCUGCUGUAAAUGAUGUACAAUAUCAGCAUUAUUCACAUCUAUAUAACAGAAACAUGUCAAAUGUUAUGACCUCUGAUUUGCCUGGACAGUGCUUAUAUGGACAGUUUGUUCCACAAAAUCCAUAUGGUUUGAACUGCUAUGGUCACCCACCUGCGUAUGCGAUAACAAUUCCUGUUAAUAUUGCAAAUGCUGUUCCAAUACCAUUUCAAAAUGGCAUGCCGAAUUAUAUGAUGCCAAAUUAUAUUAAUCCCACAGCUAAAAAUUUUGUUAGGUAUGGUUAUAACAAUGAAGCUGUUUCUCAAAAUCUUAAUGACUACACUGGCCAAGCUCAUGUUGCAACUGGUCAGUUAAUUGAAGUCGAUGGUGGCCAAAAUAUGAUGCCACAGUUGUCACAACAAUCUUAUAAGUAUGAUGAAGUGGAUUCUAACUCGUACAAAUCAAACCUUCCACAACAAUUUACUAACAAAGUUGAAAAAAUUAAUAACAAUAAAGAUUGUUUAAAAACUGAUGAGAGCUUUGAGACUUGGGAUUAUGUAUAUAGAGAUUUAGAAAAACAAGGAUAUAGCAAAGAUCUUGGUGACAGAGAAAAUGUUUUGGAAAAGAAAAUGCAGAAUAAUAGUUCAUCAAAUAUCACCAAGUUAGAAUAUUCACUGCAAUCACUAAACCUGCAAAAACCAAGCAAAGAUAAUGAAGUAAUCGUGACUAAUAAAAUUAAUAACAACAAAUCAAAAACUGAAGUAUACAAAAAAAAUAAAGCAUCAAAUAAAAGUUCUGAAAAAUUAGAAAUAUCGAAACCAUUAUCAAAAAAAUCAGAAUUUUGGCAGUGCAUUACAUGUACAUUUAAUAACUCAAUCGGUAAAGAUAUAUGUGAGAUGUGUGGAAAAUCAAGGAAAGGUGGAUCAGAAAUUCAACCUUUAACAAGUGGUGGAAAGGAGUGUUCUAAAUGCACUUUAGUAAAUGAAAAGGAUACAAAAAUUUGUGUUGCUUGUGGUGCAAGUUUAUUGGAUUCUCCCACAUACAUUUAAAUAUAUAAUUCAGGCUAAUCCAAAUUUCGGUUUGUGCACUUAUUUUUUACACACACACAC
Messenger RNA from Ctenocephalides felis (cat flea), 1966 nucleotides. RefSeq names its product protein tamozhennic (gene tamo). Lineage: Eukaryota; Metazoa; Arthropoda; Insecta; Siphonaptera; Pulicidae. Gene Ontology annotation, cellular component: cytoplasm. Bases 134 to 1906 code for a protein of 590 amino acids. The record is from RefSeq and is a predicted model, not a curated record. The transcript is spliced from 8 exons.